GCGCUUAUUUGCAAGAGCGAGGGGUUAAGGUCCUGCAGCCGGAGACGCCGCGAGCAGAGACGCGGCGGGCGGGGCGGUGGAUGGAAGCGGCGGCGGCGUUCCCUGCAACGGUUGAGGCUGCGCGUGAGAAAGGGGUCGUGUAGGCACCCGGGCCUGGUGGAGACCGGCGGCGGCCGGGCCAUGGCGGGAGACCGGGUCCGCCGGGCUCCCUGAAGUGCGCCCCGUGACAUCCCGGGGAGCCGUGGCCCAUGGGCUCGCUGAGCAGCCGAGUGCUGCGCCCCCCGGGGCGAACCCGGGCCGAGCCGGAACCGGGUUCCGGGGCGGGGGGCUCGGCGCGGAGGCCGGAGGCUGGCGGCGACGCGGCCGGCCACGGCUUCUGUUACUGCCCCAGCAGCCGCAAGCGUAAGCGGAGCAGCGGGGCCCUCUGCUACUGUCACCCCGAAUCCGAGACCGAAGAGGAGGAGGAGGAAGGGGACGAGCAGCAGCGGCUCCUCAACACCCCGCGAAGGUGGGGAGCGCCUUGGGGGGGACGCUGGGGGUUCGGGACGACAAACCACAGACGCCGCCCGGAUGCUGUGACGGCCCCGAGAGGAGACCCGGCAACGCCAAGCCGAAGCUGGCGCCUCGUUAAACCGUGGACGCGACCUGCCGGCUGCCCGACGCGAUACACCUUUGUCUUCUCCGAGAAGAGAUUAAGGAGUACAUCUAAAUAUAUUUAUCAAACAUUAUUUUUGAAUGGUGAAAAUAGUGACAUUAAAAUUUGUGCUCUGGGAGAAGAGUGGAGCUUACACAAAAUAUAUUUAUGUCAAUCUGGCUACUUUUCUAGUAUGUUCAGUGGUUCUUGGAAAGAAUCCAGCAUGAAUAUUAUUGAACUGGAGAUUCCUGACCAGAAUAUUGAUGUAGAAGCACUGCAGGUUGCAUUUGGUUCACUGUAUCGAGAUGAUGUCUUAAUAAAACCCAGUCGAGUUAUUGCCAUUUUGGCAGCAGCUUGUAUGCUACAGUUGGAUGGUUUAAUACAGCAGUGUGGUGAGACAAUGAAGGAAACAAUUAAUGUGAAAACUGUAUGUGGCUAUUACACAUCAGCAGGGACCUAUGGAUUAGAUUCUGUAAAGAAAAAGUGUCUCGAAUGGCUUCUAAACAAUUUGAUGACUCAUCAGAAUGUUGAACUUUUUAAAGAACUGAGUAUAAAUGUCAUGAAACUGCUUAUUGGUUCAUCUAACUUAUUUGUGAUGCAAGUGGAGAUGGAUGUAUACACAGCUCUUAAAAAGUGGAUGUUCCUUCAACUUGUGCCUUCUUGGAAUGGAUCUUUAAAACAGCUUUUGACUGAAACAGAUGUCUGGUUUUCUAAGAGGAAAAAAGAUUUUGAAGGUAUGACUUUCCUUGAAACUGAGCAAGGAAAACCAUUUGUGUCAGUAUUCAGACUUUUAAGGUUACGGUAUAUUAUCAGUGAUUUGGCCUCUGCACGAAUUAUUGAACAAGAUUCUCUAAUACCAUCAGGAUGGCUGUCUUCUGUGUAUAAACAGCAGUGGCUUGCUAUGCUUCGGGCAGAACAAGACAGUGAGGUGGGGCCUCAAGAAAUCAAUAAAGAAGAACUAGAGGGAAACAGCAUGAGGUGUGGUAGAAAGCUUGCCAAAGAUGGUGAAUACUGCUGGCGGUGGACAGGUUUUAACUUCGGCUUUGACCUGCUUGUAACUUACACCAAUCGAUUCAUCAUUUUCAAACGCAAUACACUGAAUCAGCCCUGUAGUGGAUCUGUCAGUUUACAACCUCGAAGGAGCGUAGCAUUUAGAUUACGUUUGGCCUCUUUCGAUAGUAGUGGAAAACUAAUAUGUAGUAGAACAACUGGCUAUCAAAUACUUACACUUGAAAAGGAUCAGGAACAAGUAGUGAUGAACUUGGACAGCAGGCUUCUGAUCUUCCCUUUAUAUAUCUGCUGUAACUUCCUGUAUAUAUCACCAGAAAAAAGAACUGAAAGUAAUCAUCAUCCAGAAAAUACAGAAAAUUGAGGACCUUUUCAGUUGGAAACAGUAGCACUUUGAAAACUUUUUCGGCCAGCUUUAAUUUAAUGGCCCUAUGUUGUUCACAUCUAAGGUGACUAACAAUAACAAAGGCCUUAUGAACUGUACAGAUAAAACAGAAGACUAUUCUCAUUCUCGUUACAUUUCUAUGACUAUAUUAAAACAUUUUAAAGACAAGAAUAUAUCUGUCAACCCAUUUCUGUUAUAAAGAUGUCAGCUCAUGCUUUUAGCAUCAGUAGAAAAUCAUUUAGGUAAAUUUCACAUUUCUCUGCAACCAAAUAUAGAUUUAAUUUUUAGCUUAAACUUUGAUCUUACUUAAUGUUAAUGUACCUCAGUUAUCCAUCUGUAAAUUUUGUCUAUAAGAAUGCUAAAGGAAUAAUUUGAAAGGCUAACUGUAAAUUCUCUUUCAGUUGACGCAUUUAAGGCUGUUCUUUAAUUUUUUCAAAUGCUCUUUAUGAUUCCUCCUAUUAUCCUUCCAAUAUGUAGUUGUUUUUAAUCAUUAAAUACUUUUUUUCAUGGCUUUGUUGACUAAAUUGAAGAAACUUUUUAUUUACCUUAAACAUUUUUUAUGCUAUUUUAUUUUGCUUUUAAUUUAGUUUUUCUAGGGUUUCAACAACAAAAGAAUCAGCUUCAGACUUGCAAAUGACUGGAAUGGGGGAGAAAAAUCAGUGUGAUUCUGAGUAUAUUCUUUUGCCUUACAUGGUCUUUUUUCUUUUUUUUACAUUUUUGUACAAGUUUAUUAUUAGCUCAUAAGAUUAUUUAUGUUCCAAAUAUUACACUCUAAAUAUUUUCAUAUUCUCUGCUCUUAAGAAUUAUUUAUGUUCAAAUUUUAGUUGGGAAUCCUGUUUCCUACUUACUCAGGACUUUAUAACCUCUGAAUUGAGUGCCUUUGAGUUACACAUGCUAAUAGUUUCCUAGUAAAUAUAAAUAAGGUUGGAGGAUGUCAUAUAGAAGCUGGUAAUAAAACAUUAAUGUAAAAAUAGAUCUUAUUUUUGUCAAAAAUGAGAUGUACACUUGUCAUGAUUUAUAUAUGUUGGUUUCUUGUAUUUACUGCUGUUUUGAAAAUAGCCAUGCUCAUCGUCUUUCCAGAGUGAAUUCUUUUUGUGGUUAAUGUAUAUUUUUAGUAUGUUUAAAAAAUGGGAAUCACUUUUAUGUAUCUGUACAAAUGAUAAAUACCCAUUUGGAAAAUGAAUAAAUAAGUUCUUAUAUGAAAUGGACAAAAAA
Molecule: messenger RNA, 3242 nt
Organism: Myotis daubentonii (Daubenton's bat)
Lineage: Eukaryota; Metazoa; Chordata; Mammalia; Chiroptera; Vespertilionidae
Gene: GMCL1
Product: germ cell-less 1, spermatogenesis associated
Biological process (GO): germ cell development
Cellular component (GO): nucleus
Molecular function (GO): protein binding
Source: RefSeq, a predicted model, not a curated record